Messenger RNA from Dermacentor silvarum, 1494 nucleotides. RefSeq lists its product as uncharacterized. The coding region runs from base 268 to 1494 and encodes 408 amino acids. The transcript has a single exon. The record is from RefSeq and is a predicted model, not a curated record. NCBI's taxonomy places the organism in Eukaryota, Metazoa, Arthropoda, Arachnida, Ixodida, Ixodidae.
ACUACAAAGUUAAUUGUGAACCGUACCCUCUCAGGUGUAAUACAGGUACAGUCAUCCGUCCGUCAGGGUUGUCCGCUCUCGCCUUUACUUUUCGCAAUAUACUUGGAACCUCUUUGCUUAAGCGUGCUUUAUAACUCAAGCAUUAAGGGAUACAGGUAUGCAGAUGAAGAAAUUAAAGUUCUAGCUUAUGCGGAUGACAUUGCCUUCUUUUGCAUCGAUAAGCCCAGUAUUACUGAGACAAUAAACACUACCUUGCGUUUCUGUGAAAUGGCAGGAGCUAGUGUAAAUUUUGAUAAAAGUAGGGGGUUUUGGCUAGGCAUGUGGGCUCUAACUCCCUCUGUGUUCUCGAAUAUUCAUUGGGAUCAGUCUUCGCUGCGAUAUCUUGGUGUGCCUCUCGAUAACUUCCGUAAUAGUGGACCUCAUUGGACAUCCGCGAUAACCACAAUCCGUCGAAAGGUGACAACCUGGCAGGGACGCGACUUCUCCAUUUUCGCAAGAGCUAAGGCGUGCAAUAUAUUCCUGGCUUCUAAGCUUCUUUAUGUUCUGCAGGUCUUGCACUGCUCCCGCGUCCAUGUUCAGGCAUUCCACAGAAUAUUUGCAUCUUUUAUUUGGCAGUCAUCAUGGGAAGCCAUGAGAAGGGAUAAUCUUUUUCUUCCACUUGAGAAGGGAGGUCUCAGUCUUGUGCAUUUGUUUGUGAGACAAUUGGUCAUGCGAUUAUUUUACCUUAAAAAUAUCCGUCAUCCUUUCCUCCUUGCAGUUAACAGAACACGUCUUGCUUCACACCUCCCUUUUCUUUUUGUCACGACCAACUCUGCUCAAGAACUGCGGUUAUGGGGCUUCCUAAAAGAACUCGUGGAUACUAUCUCAUUUUUAAAAGCCAGAUUCACGUUAGAAUAUUUAUUUAGCGUUGAUCGAACAUCGCUAAAUAUAGCACUUGUAAAUAACCUUUUCCCUGCAGCUAUGUAUCGAAAGCCAUAUCUGUCUCUAUUUGGUCAAGAUGUUCUUUGCCGUGUUCGUCGAAUGUGUAUAACGCCAGCAGCGAAAACAUUCUUCUUUAAGCUGCACACUUCCACUCUGCCAGUUAAAACAUGGCUUCAUGAGAAAGGAUUAUAUGUACCGUGGAAUACAAAUUGUAGACUGUGCAGCCAACCUGAGACAAUAGAACAUUGCUUUAUUCUUUGUCGUGAUGCAUUUUAUUUUUGGGACAUUUUACAAAGAACUAUCAAAAAAGAAUUUCCUCUAACACCUUACGGUAUCCGGUUCCUUCCUUUCAAAAAGACAAUCAGUAAUGCACCAUAUGAUUUGUUUAUGUUAUUAGGACUGUAUUCAUUAUGGAGAAGCCGAAUGAUCGACAGACAUGCCGAGCCACCCCGCUCGACAAGGUCUGUCUUUCGAGAAGAGGCUGCUCAAGUGCGGAGUGUUGUUGCAACCUUUGACCCCGUUCCUGAAUGGAUUUCGUACCUGGACGCUUGUGUUUGUUUACCCGAUUUUUGA